Messenger RNA from Oncorhynchus kisutch (coho salmon), 2883 nucleotides. Its product is annotated as PR domain zinc finger protein 8-like. The coding region runs from base 347 to 1912 and encodes 521 amino acids. Gene Ontology annotation, cellular component: nucleus. Gene Ontology annotation, molecular function: protein binding. The record is from RefSeq and is a predicted model, not a curated record. Lineage: Eukaryota; Metazoa; Chordata; Actinopteri; Salmoniformes; Salmonidae. The transcript is spliced from 4 exons. Gene Ontology annotation, biological process: regulation of DNA-templated transcription; oligodendrocyte development.
AUGGGCUUGUUCCGACAUUGCAGCCGAGAGUGCAGGCGAACGCCGAUCAACAAAGACCUUGCAUCAUAAAUAACCACUCAUUAAUAUUUGUAGAUCAGUCAGUCAGUCACAAUUUACCCAUGAUACAAUACGGUUUUGAUCCUCUCGAACACGGCCAUUAAGUGUGUGUGUGAGCGGAGCAGAGAGGCAGUAACGAGGCAGACACUGUCGUGAUCACUCUCGUUUUCAGACUGUAACAGCAACCGAAGGAAGGAGAAUCGUUCUAGCGGCCAGUGUACCUGCUGAUAACCAGCCUCCUCGCGGACAUACCGAACCACACGCUACCUCCACGACCAGACGGCUAACCAUGGACCAGAGUUUUUUAUCUCGUUCCCUCUGGACCAGUGAGGGUAAAUUCCUCCAUCACCACGCGACAGACCUCUAUACCAGCGUGCACGUCACUCGCAACAUCCCAGCUGGGGCACAGUUCGGCCCGUGCAUCCUUCAGAAUACUUUCUAUGACACCGUCGCCUUCAUAGCGCUCAAAUCCCGCGACAAGAGAAGCAAAUCAUACGUGUUCAGAGUGGACCCCGAGGCUAUGCGGAGCUCUGCUCUAGUGCUGUCCUGGCUGCGACUGGUGCAGGCGGCGUGUGGCAGGGAGGAACAGAACACCGAAGCGUUCCUGAAGGGAGGCCAGCUGUAUUUCCGGACCACCAGGGACAUACGUCAGGAAGAGGAACUGUUGGUGUGGUAUGACCAGGAAUUGUCACAUCUACUGGGCUUCACUGACAUCUCAGCCAGAGGACAAAAUGAAGAGCUUAAAUGCGCAACAUGUAACCAGGUCUUCAAGAAUGAGCAUCCCUAUUUGGCCCACUGCCGCUUCCUGUGCGCGCAGGUGAAGUAUGACGCGCUGAGCAGAGAGGCCUACGAACACAAACACAUGGAGAUCAAGCGGCAACGACGCGUCACAGACUUCCACAACAUCGCUAGGGAUCUGGAACAUAAAAGAUACGGCGCCAGUGAAGACGCUGAGAUUUCCCCGCGGAAAUGGAAACACGAGGAGACGGGUUAUCCCCGAUGGAGGAAACCUGUGCUACUUGAGAAAACCAACAUAUCGAACAACAACAACAUCACACAGAUAACCAGAGACUACCACCCCACUGCGCCAGAGUCAACUGGCUCUGCAUUGAAACUGAAGGCGGAGAAGUACCAGCUCAAAAAGGACCACGUGGAAUGUAAAAAUAGUGCGUUUACAGAGGUUGGAGCAGCGAAAAUGAGUUUUACACAUGAGAAAGAAAAGCCAACGGAGGCUGAUUCUGAGACAGCGCGGGAGAUGAGCGCUGAUUUAAACUCAAACAGCAACAGCAGUGCCUUUUCAUUCGUUCUGCGCAGUGGAGCGGAGGAGCAGAAAAGCGCUUUCUGUAAACCCUAUAAAAGGACUUCUAACGGCUCUACAGCGCACCCAUCCAACACAUUACCUGCUCAAUUGAACCGCCUAGAGGAUGUGAGAGACGUUUUUACCUCAAAGACGGUUCUGGGAUACAACAAUCUAUUGCCUACUAAUAUGUUGAAUGGUGAUUUACCUCGCGCACAGACACUACCCACACCGGUUAAUGGAAACGCUUUCCCGUACGCGCCAGAGCACUGGCCCAGGAGCAUUGGAGACCAACUACAAACCACGUCGUCUUUAACAAUUCUUCCACCAACGUUUACCUCCAUUGGGGUGUCAGUGCAAAACUGGUGCGCCAAGUGUAACCUCUCCUUCCGCAUGACGUCUGACCUAGUGUUACACAUGCGCUCGCACCACAAGAAGGAGUUCGCGGCGGAGUCCCAGGUGAGGAGGAGGCGAGAGGAGAAACUUACCUGCCCUAUCUGCCACGAGUUCUUCCGGGAACGGCACCACCUUUCACGUCACAUGACAUCGCACAAUUAAAACCCAUUUUGCAUAAGAAAAGCCAUUAGAAAACGUAUAUUUAAAGAAAACGACAUCGGACAUACUGUAUGUAAUUACAAGAGUAGAACAGAGUAAUUUAGAGUAAUUAAGCAUUUAAUGACAAUUUGAAGUCACUAACAUCUUAAUGUAGGACCAUCCACUUGUGAUUAUCGAUCAUUACGCAUUAGGGCGUAUUUGGGCACGUAGGUUCUCAUUCAGGAUUGUACACAGUGUCCACUAGAUGUCCACAGAAUACGAAAUUGAAUACACAACAUAUUCAUUUUGAUUAUCUGCACAGUGGGUGAUAGGAAUAUUGUGUGUAAUUGGGAUUAUAAGGUUCUAAUCUGCAUUUUUGUCAAUUUAGUUAUUGGCAUUCUUGUUUUACUCAGUGUUCUAUAUAGUACUCUAAAUACCCCAAUUAAUGUUGUUAAGUUAAAAACAGUACACAAUCAAAAUUACUGACACCAUUCAAACCAAUGAGGGUUCAGAACUUUAAAGACAAUUAUCUCAGAAUCAUAUUUUUUUGCAGAUAUAACCUUAAAGUCCCAAGCUCUCGGUAUGUCUGAUCCGUGCCUUAUGAAACUCAGGGUGGGACUGAAGAGAGAGACUGAAGGUCGCUUGCAGCUCUUGCGUUUGACCUCUGAUUGUUAUAAACAUGUUUAUGUCCAUUACUCAUUGUUUGACUAGACAUACAGUAUUACCAGAGCUUGUACGGAGAGAGAUGUGUAGAUUAAUUUAGCUGUUUUUGAUGGGAAAACAACAACAACAACAUCAGAUCCAAACUCUACUUGCCCUGUGUUUUCUUUAAACUUCCAUAAAGACAUUUUGUGUGAAACAUAUGGACAUUGUAUUACUUGACCCACUAUAUUCCCUGGCUUCACCCAUACGUGACACAAGACAUACAACCUGAAAUAUUUGUCCCAUUUCAUUUUGGCCCAUUUAAUGUAUUGCUGAAUAAAAAGAUAUACAGA